UACAUUAACCAGAUGGCAGCGCUGCGUUUGUACAUGAGACAGUCAACAGCCUAUCCGGAUUUUUCCUAGAUGAUGCGCGGAGAGAAAUAGGGCGUUGUGAAGACUCCCUCAUUCAUUCGCUGAGAAGCCCGAUGUGCUCUUAAAGACGUAGAGAAGCGCUUUUACAUCCAAAGAGCUUCGCGGAAAGAAAGGAAAGAAAAAAAACGGUGCUGUACUGACUCAUAGCGGCGCAGUGGCAGUACAGUGAAACUAUCAACUGUGGAGUCGAGUUGCAACCGGGUUUGACUCUGAGAAACCACGAAUGUUUGACUAUCCUUGCGCUCAGCCAAUUCAUUAACGCAUAAUUAACGUGUCUCCUUUUCUCCAAAUCCGGUAAUAGUGAAAAUCUGUGCGUGCGUGCAAUAGUUGGAAUCGUUUUUUUUUUUUUUUUUUUGAGGAAACCAUGGCCAAGUUAUUCCGUGCUGUUAUCAUGGGUCCACCCGGAUCAGGCAAAGGAACCAUAUCAAAGAGGAUCGCGCAGAACUUCGGGCUCCAAUAUUUAUCGUGCGCACAUUUUUUGCAGGAAAUCGUAGCGGCAAAUGAAACAGAGGCAGGUGUCCUGGUGAAAUCCUACAUAGACAAACGAAUGCUGGUGCCGGACCACGUAGUGACCAGGCUUAUGCUCCCCAGACUGGAACAACUGAGUGGACACAGCUGGCUGUUGGAAGGUUUCCCUCGUACCAUCGGCCAGGCCCAGGCUCUGAAUGCGCGCUACCAGCUGGACAUGGUGAUCAGUCUGAACAUCCCCUUUGAGACCCUAAAGGAGAGACUGAGCGACAAAUGGAUCCACCCGGCCAGCGGCAGGGUCUACAACAUGAUCUUUAACCCCCCAAGAGUCACGGGAAAAGAUGACGUCACUGGAGAGCCACUCGUUCAAAGUGAAGAUGACAAACCAGAAGCGCUCAUGGCCAGACUGAGACACUAUAAAGAUGUUGCCAAGCCUGUCUUAGACCUCUACAAGUCUCAAGGCAUCCUGCAUUCAUUUUCUGGCACAGACACCGACCGCAUCUGGCCGUACAUGAACUCCAUUCUGAGCGCUAAGUUACCCGGGCAACAGUCAGAGUCCCUCCCACCCCAGACGCCCUGAGCGACAAAUGCAACAGCUCUGCACACUGCCUUUAGUUUCUAUUUCUACUUUCUGAUGAGGUUUGAUAGUGUGAAUUUAUUGUUACUAUAUAUAUAUAUAUAUAUAUCUAUAUACAAACAGAAUAGCAUUUUUUCUAUUGUCAUCUUUCAUCUUUCAGUCUCUGCUAUAUCAUUUUACAUACAGUACAUAUACAACACACAAACAUCUUCUCCAUUGCAGUGGUGGAUGAAGUACUCAGUUUUGUUACUUAAGUAAAAGUACAGAUACAAGGGCAAGAAGUUACUCAAGUAAAAGCAUCACAGGAAAAAAAUUCUACUUAAGAACAAGUAUUAAAGUACUUGUUUAAAAAUGUACUUUAAGCGUAAAAAGUAAAAGUAUUUUGCAGAGAUUUUAGAACAGUUAAAGAAUGAAAUGUUGUGAUUUUGAUAAAUAAUUUGGCUGAUUUUAAGUGAUUCAGUUGACUUAUUUUUUCUUGCCGUUUUUGUGCAUUUGGUUUGCUCAAAGUUGAGAUGGAAACUCAAAUUAAAUGUGCCAAAAAAUAAAGUCUCAGCCAUUUCAGCAGGUCUCAAACCAUAAAGAAAAGUACUUUUUACUUUUCAGUUCAGAUCUAAAAUGUAGUAGAUUAGUAGAUUAGAAAGUACAGAUACCUGCUCUGAAAUGUAGUGAAGUAAAAGUAAAAAGUACUCACUGUAAAAUUUACUUAAGUGAAAAAUUGUACUGAAGUAUUGUACUUUUACUUUUGUACUUCGUAACCUUCCACCACUGCUCCAUUGUAAAUACAACAUUAACAUGAACUCACUGACAGCAACAUGAGAAGUCUGUAUUAUCAUGACUGGCUACAAAAACAUACAAGCAUGUCUCAAAUAAUUGCUGAUAUAUCAAAUUUCACUGCCUUUUUGUCUCACGUUGCAACACGCCAUGUGGAAACUUCGAAGUGUAGUGUUGUAUAGAUUGCUUAGCACCGAUUAAGCACAAUAUUAUGACUUUAAAGGUGCAUUGUGUAACUUUUCUGGUGGAGGAGCCGUCAAAUGCUUUUCUCCAUGGAAAUGUUAUUGCUUUGUCUGGAAUGUUUCACAGUAAACCUUUUUAUCUUCAUGGAGACCAAACUAGACCAAGUUACAAGUUACAGGUCAGAUCUGUGGAAGGGCAACCUCGUUUACAGUCAGACUGCCUGUUUUUCUAGGUAUUUUUGAACUAUAAAACCACCUGUAAUUGAAGAACUGUAAAGUAGAUCUGUUUAAUGUCACACUGUGGAACAUUCUAAGCAGAGCAAUAGCAUAUCCAUAGAAACAUGAAGGUGACGGACCCCUAACCGAAAAGUUACAAAGUGCACCUUAAAGGCCCUUUACUUGAUUUCUUCCAGGUAUCUGAGCAAAAUCAUGUCUUUUGCCUGUAUUGUAUAAGCAGCUCUUGAGAUAAAAAUGCAUCUAAAUAUAAUGUGUUUUAUUGUGCGAAUAACAGGAAGUGCGCUGUUAGCAUGCUAAUUCUUGUUAGCUUUACUGUGAUCGUAAACUCUGCUUUUGCCUCUGAAAGUUGUGCUUAUUGUGGUGAAUAUUGAGGAUGCUCUGAUACUUGGGACCACUGCAAAAAAAUGUAAAAAUCUUCAUGUUUUUAAAACGGUAAAAAUCUGGUAGCCAACAGUGCCUUUUAACAGUAAUAAAAUAUCUUUUCUUCUUUUAUAGUUAGUGGCUGGUGUAUGGGGCGUGAACUGGUUUAGAGUGUCUCCAAAACAGUAUUCUAGUCUACAGAGGUCAGUUUACAGAGGCAUUCCCAGUCAUGCACAACCCCCCCAUCUGUCCAAGACGAAUUGAGUGCUUCUUAAUGUCCCACAGUAUAGCAUUAAACUUAUCUAGCUUGCAUUAGGUGUUUUUAGGGCAUCAUCAGAUAAUUCCAUUCUGCAUAAAUCUGCAAAUCUUGUUUCCGGAGUGGGAGUAACUGACAGUCCCGGCUGUACGGGGCUGCAAAACGGUGCACUGCAAGCUCAUUUAAAACCGCUUACACCCUCAGUUGAGCUAAGUUAAAUAAUGAGGCUUAGAUGCACCGUCACUGGAGGAGCACAGUGUUUUUAUAUUGUUAUAUUAGGUUUAAACUCAGAUUCUCACAUGAUAAGAUACUGACAUGACAUGGGUUCUGUUUUUGUUUUGCUUUUUGUAAAUAAUGAAAUCAUAUAUCAAAGUUACACCAAGGUGUAACUUCUUGGUUGGGUGUCCGUCAUCUGCUUGUUUCUGUGGAUAUGCCAUUGCUUUGCCUGUAAUGUUCCACAGUAUGACAUUAAACAACUCUACUUUGCAUUUAUUCAAUUACAAGUGUUUUUUUAGCUCAAAAAUACCUAGAAAAACAAGCAUUCUGACUGUGAGCAGGGUUGCCUCUGCACAGAUUUGACCUGUAAGUUGGCCUGGGUUGCUUUUCAUAAAGAGAGAGAGGUUUAAAGCCACACUGUGAAACAUUCCAGACAAAGUAAUAAUAUCUCUAUGAAGAAGUAUUUGAUGGACCCUCCACCAGAAAAGUUACACAAUGCACAUUUUAUUGAUACACUCAAUAUCCUAAUUUCUUAUCUCCUAUUAAUUCUAUUCUGGACACUAAGUUACCCGGGCAACGGUCAGAAUCCCACCCACCCCAGACGCCCUGAGCAACAAAUGCAACAGCUCUGCACACACUGCCAUUAGUUUCUAUAUGUACUUUCUGAUGAGGUUUGAUAGUGAUGUUGACAUGACUGUAGUUUCAUCUUAAACUGUAAGAGAUUGUGGUUAGAUUAAAAGAAAAGCAAUACGCAGCCAUUUCUUAAUAGUAGUUUGAGACAGACAGAAGAUCCAAACGAUUAGUAGCUCAGACUAUUGGUGCUUUAAAGUUUACUCUAGUGGUAAAUGGUCAUAAUGUUUUGCUUGAUCGGUGCAUUGUUUAAUGGUUGCAUUUUCUAUGAGAGCAUAUGCAAUAACAUUUCAUUCAAUAGUCAAAUACAGUUGUUUAUGGAUGACAAUGUUACUUCUGUUUAAGUUCAUACAGGUACAGGUCAUAUAGUAUAAAAGGUCAAUAUUUGAAUGUGUUUUAGUCAUGUGUAAAUUGUUUAGCAGCUGCAUCAUAUCACAACUGCACAACAAAGUAUCCUAUAUGCACUUAAUGGUUAAAGGAGACAUGUUACGCUUUAAUCAGGCUUUUUAAACAAUCUUGUAAUGUACACUCUUUGUAUUUUUGUACUACUACCAAAAUAAUGCAAUCAGGUCUUAGAUGCCUUGAAAAUUGUGUUAUACUAAAGUAGAGAUGCACCAAAACAAUACUUAUAUCAGCUCCAACAUAAAAAAUUUAGAGGGUUUCAGAUAUCGGUUCCAUGAUAUCGAUUCAGCUGAUCUUACAUUUUGGGCUAUAAAUUGGUGUAUUAAGACAAUUUACUGGACAAUGUAGGCCCAAAACACCUUGCAAUAUUUUCAGUUAUUCUGUAGCUACUUUAAAGAUGCACUGUGUUUUCUGGUAGAAGGUCUGCUACCUGCUUGUUUCCAUAGAAACGCUGUUGCUUUGUCUAGAACAGGGGUGGGCAAACUACGGCUUGGGGACCAUAUGCGGCCCUUUUAAUCUUUUUAAUCCGACCCACUGAACUUGAAUAAUAGUAAUAAUAAUAAUUUUCAGUGUUUUAAAAGUAAUUUCAGUAAAUGGUAAAUACCAUGGGACUUGAAAGACAGAUAUUUUGUUGUAAUGCUUUAUAAUGCUUUUCAAUUAUGGGAUAUUUCAGUAACAUCGGAUAUGUUUUCUACAUAUCCCAUGUUUUUUUUUUUUCUGUUAUGAGGUGGAUUACCAAAAAACUCCAUCCAUUUGCUCCUGCUCUGGCCCUUCCUUCAAAUUUUAGAACCCUUUGUGGCCCAUGAGUCAAAAAGUUUGCCCUAGAAUGCCUAGAAUGUUCCACAGUAUAGAUAAAACCUAUCUAUCACAAAGGGAGAUGAGCCGUUUACAGCACUAUGCACAUUACAGUUCAGAUCUGUGGAGAAUCGCCCCUAUUCAUAGAAGGAAUUACUGUAUUUUUGAGCAAUAGAAACACCUGUAAUGACACCUGCUCGAUGGAUAUGUUUAAAGUAACACCAUGGAACAUUCCAGGGAAAGCAAUAACAUCUCCAUGGAGAAAAGCAUUUGACGGACCUUCCACCAGAAAAGUUACACAAUGCACCUUUAGAGCCAAAGUAUCGGCAUCAGUAUCGGAACAGAAAAAGCUUAGUGCAUCCCUAUACAAAAGACCAGCUUACGACACAAAAGACUGUAUUUUCAAAGGAGUUUCAAAGGAGUUUUUAUGAAGCUCAAAGUAUAAACAACUACUGUUAGAGUUGCAAAGCUAUAAUAAAGACUAUUUGGAGCAGUACUGCAAAAGAGUCUAAUCUGGUGUAGGCAACACUUAUGAUCAUGGGCUUCCUCUGCGCCAACUGCAGUGUCUGGAGUUUGAUUUAUGGCUCUAGUAAUUUUCUGAAUGUCCCUCCCAAGUUUUUGUCCCCCACAUUUCACACUUAAAUGUGUCUUGUCCUGUAAAGCCUUUGGGGUUAUAAGAAAUCCCACAGUGCAGCAAUGGAAUAUAACCCCAGGGAGUAUGGCAGGCGAAUACAACAUAGAUUACUCAUUGCGAUAAUAAGACAAUCAUGCACGCAUAUACAAAUAAAAAAACAUGUGCAAUAAUAAAAAUGCUCUAUGUACUUUUGUGGUGGAUGGUCUGUCAUUUGCUUGUUUACAUGGAGAUAUUUCUUCUCUUGAAUGGUUUUAAUGUCGCUAUCUCCAUGGAGACAAGCUGGUGAGGCCACAUGAAGUUGUAAGUUAGGUUUGUAUAGAGGGGACCACAUUCAUAAUGAGAACAAGAGCUAUUUUUAAGUUUUAAGUUCUGCGGAAGUUUCCCGGUAUUGUUUUAACAUUUCUAUCUCCAUGAAGACAACCAGGUGACGCCAUGUGAAGUUACAGGUCAGAUUUGUAACCUGAGAUUUUUGAGAGGGGACCCCAUUCAUGAUAAAAGCAAGAGCAAGAACAGUGGAAGAUGGAUACGUUUAAUCUCAUACUGUGGAACUUUCCAGGCAGAGCAAUAACAUUUCCAUGAAGACGAGCAUAUAGCGAACCCCUCAGUUGAAAAGUUACAUGGUUUACCUUGAAAUCAUGACCAAAAAACUACAUUUAGCGUAACGUGUCUCCUUUAAAGGGCCCAUAUUACGCUGUAUUCUGAUCUAUGUUAUAAUGUUUCCUUACCAAAAACAAACCUGGAGUUGUGUUUUGUUUCAUUUACAAAUGUUUAACAGACAAACCCUGCAUAUUUAGGCAGAGUUCAUCUCUCAAACAGCAAAAAUACUGUCCCACCUUCGCGAUGUCAUGUGCAGGAAAUUGCCCGAUUGUAUUUUUAAACUCCAUACACCUUCAGCAAUAAACUCAAACAUGUGAAUCAAGUAAAACACAACUCCAGGUUCGUUUUUGAGGAGUAACAACAUUAUAACAUGACUAAAGCAAGUAUCACAAGAAUCCAUUUUGCGUAAUAUCUGACCUUUAACAUUUUUAAGCAAUUUUUCGGUGCAAUUCUAUUUUAUGAAGCUUUAUGCACUCGUAGGACCAAAGAAAUUGAGCCUUGCUGGAUGGUGGAUUUGGUCCCUAUACACACAUUGUUGUCGUAUACAGAAGGAUUGCACUGUUCGCUGCGCUGUAGUGAAAUGUGAUAUGGCUGGAGCUGCUUAGUGCUGCUGAAAGGGCGUGUUGUGAAGAAAGUAGCUGACACACCCCGCUGCAGUUGUGUAAUGCCACAGUGGUUGUUUGUUUUGGGGCUAUUUUUAUAUGAUGCUGUCUAAACCUGCCACAAUGAAUGCACAAUAAAGGUAUUUUUCCUAUUCUUCACUGAA
Molecule: messenger RNA, 6969 nt
Organism: Boleophthalmus pectinirostris (great blue-spotted mudskipper)
Lineage: Eukaryota; Metazoa; Chordata; Actinopteri; Gobiiformes; Gobiidae
Gene: ak4
Product: adenylate kinase 4
Exons: 5
Coding region: 443-1126 (227 amino acids)
Biological process (GO): nucleobase-containing compound metabolic process
Cellular component (GO): mitochondrion; cytoplasm
Molecular function (GO): AMP kinase activity; ATP binding; nucleoside diphosphate kinase activity
Source: RefSeq, a predicted model, not a curated record